AUGUCGGUCAACUGGGUGAUGCUUAAUGAUCGGGAAGGCUUUGUUCGCCUUCCUAAUGAGCAAUCGAUCUACACAUCUCCUCCCCGUACUUCCUUUUCCCUACAGCCGCUUGGUUCCUACAAAGGCAAGGAGACAUUAAACAUCCAAAGCAGCGCCGGCCAUAUCUCCGUCACAAACCAGCGGGUCGUCUACAUUCCAUCGCAGAAAUCAAAGGAGUUUCAAUCAUUUUCCGUUCCCCUGCUCAAUGUGCACGACACGCAUGUUUCGGCUCCAUUCUUCGGCCCAAACCAGUGGAUGGCCCUUGUCCAACCCGUCCCGGGCGGAGGUAUCCCGCCAGCAUUGCCUGCAGUGCAGCUCAAAGUAACCUUCAAAGAAGGAGGGGCAUUUGACUUCCAUAACCACUUCGAACGGAUUAAGGAGCGCCUCCAGCAGGCUGUCGACGUGUCCCAGGAAGGCAGCCGGGGGGCUAGGAACGUUGACAUGUCUGCCGUCCACCUGGACGAGUUACCCGCCUACACUGGGCCGUCACAGGGCCCGACCACAUCUGGGUUGGGUAGUAACCCAAGUGAUCCGUCGCCAAGUUCACAGUCGCCGACAGCUGAUCGAGCCGCCGCCUCAGGCCCCGAACCUAUGGAACCGCCUCCGGGGUAUGAGGAAGUCCAGCAACAGAGCGUAGCACACGAGUUCGAAGAAAGACUACGCCGAGGGAGCUAG
This is a messenger RNA of Aspergillus steynii IBT 23096, 714 nucleotides long. RefSeq lists its product as uncharacterized. Gene Ontology annotation, biological process: positive regulation of DNA-templated transcription. The record is from RefSeq and is a predicted model, not a curated record. Gene Ontology annotation, molecular function: transcription coactivator activity; chromatin DNA binding. Gene Ontology annotation, cellular component: nucleus. The coding region runs from base 1 to 714 and encodes 237 amino acids. The transcript has 3 exons. Lineage: Eukaryota; Fungi; Ascomycota; Eurotiomycetes; Eurotiales; Aspergillaceae.